Aethina tumida (small hive beetle) is the source of this 473-nucleotide messenger RNA. RefSeq lists its product as uncharacterized. Lineage: Eukaryota; Metazoa; Arthropoda; Insecta; Coleoptera; Nitidulidae. The record is from RefSeq and is a predicted model, not a curated record. The transcript has 3 exons. Bases 12 to 452 code for a protein of 146 amino acids.
UUAUAUUUUCAAUGAAAAUAACAGAAAAGAUGAGAAACAUAAACCAUUCAAAUCCUAAUUCUUAUAAAAACUGUUGCGCAGUUACUGAUUCCUAUAAGGAGAUCAAAAGGUUAUGCGAUAAUGAAUAUGCGUGUUGUUUAAAAUGUUUAGACUGUGGAGAUGAUAAAGAAUGUUCAAGUCCUCACAUUUCUCUACUUCCGAUAAUUGAUUGCCAACCUACUCGCCAUGAGAAACCAGUUUGUUUUCAAUUCUAUUACGCCAAAGACAAAAAAGUCUACAGGGGGUGCCAAUUAAUAUUAAAAAGCACACCUGACAUAAAUUCCCAGUGCUACGCAUUUGAGAGGAAAUAUGGUGACGGUGUGGGACAAAGUCUUCUCUCCUGCAAAAUUUGCGAUUACAACACCUGCAACAAUACACCUUUCAACCUUCGCAAUUUCCUCCCCAGAUCAUGAAAUAAAUCUACUCUAAACCUA